CCCCAUUUUCGUCAUUACUGUCUGUCUGAUGUCCGCAGAUCCAUAUUUAAUCAUUUCACCUGACGACACGAAAUGAUUUAAGAGUUGGUAGUUUUUAUACGUAUCAAUUUAUUUGCUUUAAUAAAGAUAUUAUUUUCACGACGACGGGCCCAUGCCUUCCGUUUCUGUUCCGCUUUCGGCUAAACUUGCGCCCAGGCGCUCGGCUUCGUCCCUCGCUUCCCCACCCGCACCCGCUCUUCCUAUCACGGCCCGGCGUCCCAACCGGAUUCCCGGCGCUGCCGACCGCCUCUAAAGCGCCACCAAGCGGCUCUAAAGCGCUCCAAAGCGGAACUGGAGGCUCUGCAGGAGGGGCCGUCGCUUCUCAAGGCUCCGGUUGGCUCCGGGGAUCCUCGACUUCCUCUUCGCCUUGGCGACUUCCUUUAGGUGCCCGCAAGCGGGCGGAAGUGGAAGGGAACAGGCUUGAGACAGCCUCGGGUAGAGCCAAUCGGUUUUUCUUUGCUUGCGGUCGCCGUCAUAAUCGGAGUUGGGGUUUUUUUUGCAUCAAACAUAUCUAGUCAUAAUCGUUUCUAGGUUGCCGCCAUGGUGUUGUCCUCCAUGCAGCAGGUCGUGAUCUCUGUCGCGCUGGUGUUGUGCCUUUUUGUGGUGAUGCCAAGGAUGUUCGGUGGAGGCGGGAGGGCCUCGCGAGGGGGAGCCAAGACCCCUCCCGGUCGUCACGAUCCUCAUCAGCACCGCCACGGUAGACCUGACAGACUUCUGCAAUCACAGAUGAAUUCAGGAAAUUCUGAAAAGAAAACCUAUGAGAACAUCCAACAAAUGAGGAAUGCAAUGGAGAAGGAGUUGAAAACUGAGCGAACCAGAGGAAAUGGCAGAGAUUUUGCUCUAACACUCAUGCCCUUAUAUGCCAUUGGAGUGGGUGUGUUUGCUUUAUACAAGUUUUUAAAGAUGAAAUCUCAAGAGGAACGUGUAUUGACAAAAGAGAAAAACACAGAGGAUAAAACAAAAGAAACAGAGCGCCAGCUUCUGGAGUUGGAGCAACAUCUUGCACAGACAGAGAAAAUGUUGAAUUCUCUAUUGACUCAAUUAGAUCCACUUUCAAGCUGUAUUAAUACCUUGGCUUCUGAACAGAGAGAUGAAAUAAUGAUACAGCUGGAGUCCAUUAGAAAGCUGAUGAGAGAAAGUGGAUUGGACAAAUCAGCAAUGAAACCACAAGAUAUUACCCAUGUGUGCCAAGAGAAGCUUGAAGAUCUUAUUCAGUCAUUCAGUGAACCUUCUGAGGCAGAAUUGAAUGAAGAGGCUCAUGAAAAAUGUGGGGAUGAAGUGCCUUUUGAUGAUGCUGAGGAACACUAUGAUGAAGAGGAACAUAAGUACUGUCAACAUGACUUCUUAUUUGGUUCAGUAGGAAACCCAGUAAAAAUGGAGGUUGCUGAAAUAAGUAAUCAAGAUACAGCAGAACUAGAGACUGGACUAAGACGGCGUGUUAGAAAUGAGUGAAAUAUGUAGAAAAUUAUGAUGAAUUAUUGCACAUCUGAGAAUGCACUUUUAAAUUAUCUUGAAACUUGUUCACAUUUAAUGCAGUAUGCUUAAAAACCAAUAUAUUUAUGAAACUUUUCUAUUUAUUCUGUAUGAAAUUAUUUCUGUAUAUAUUAUGCUGACAGUCCUAUGUGGUGUUUCACUACACUGUCAAGAUUUAUCAUAUUUUUACGAUAAUUAAAGUUGAGGA
Molecule: messenger RNA, 1720 nt
Organism: Pogona vitticeps (central bearded dragon)
Lineage: Eukaryota; Metazoa; Chordata; Lepidosauria; Squamata; Agamidae
Gene: CCDC107
Product: coiled-coil domain containing 107
Biological process (GO): protein localization to cell surface; synaptic transmission, cholinergic
Cellular component (GO): neuron projection; neuronal cell body; intracellular membrane-bounded organelle
Source: RefSeq, a predicted model, not a curated record